CCACCACCCCUCUCUUGGCAACCCCGCGCUUCCGUCCCCAUUGAAAUCAUAGCCAACCACCUGUUUGUCGAAAUUCCCCACAGAAAAAACCCAGCAAUGGUAGUUCCUCUAGGCCCUGGAAAAUUCUAUGGCAGCACCCUCCCUCGCCCCAGAAUCUACACCGAUGUAAGGCACAGUGCUGAACGAGUAGACCCGCCAGUUCCUGUUAUGGAUCCGUUUCUUUCAUGGGCUCAUGAAGCUCACUGGUCCAUGGGAGGGCUCAGUUUCACCCGCCUUCGAUAUCAGGGUCGAAUCGAAGGAAAUACUGAGAAACUACGAAAACUCCGCGAAAAAAAAGUCAAGUUAUUAGCCAAAACUAGCCCGAAGAAGAAUGAUUUGGCCCCGGAUGGGCAGAAAGAGCGCAAUAAGAAAAGGGGUGGGUCUGUCUCGCCUCCUCCAGCUCCUAAAGUGACAAAGAAGAGGAGGUUCUUGCAGUUGAUUGACGAGGAGGAGAGUGAAGAGGGGGAUCAAGAAUUGGAGGAAACUGUGAAGAUUAAAAGGGGUCUAGCAAGGAAGUUAGUGGGUGAUUUUGAAAGGGUAGCUAAGGAUAAUCACAAUGUGAAGGUUGCUGAUUUGGCAAAGACGGUCACUGAGGAGGUUAGCAGAGAGGAAAAGAAAUCAAGGGGUGGAAAGAAAGGUAAGAAAAGUGGCGGAGAGAGUGGAUCCGAGGCUGUUAUUGGCGGGAUUAGGAGUUCACCAAGAUUGGCUAAGCAAAGAUAUGUGAAAGAGGCUUAAUUUAUCAGAUUGUGAGCUCUGUUAAAUGUAAUGAAAUAGUAGGCAAACAGUCGUAGUUGAGGUUUUUUUGUUCUGUU
Populus euphratica (Euphrates poplar) is the source of this 851-nucleotide messenger RNA. RefSeq lists its product as uncharacterized. NCBI's taxonomy places the organism in Eukaryota, Viridiplantae, Streptophyta, Magnoliopsida, Malpighiales, Salicaceae. Bases 97 to 774 code for a protein of 225 amino acids. The record is from RefSeq and is a predicted model, not a curated record. The transcript has a single exon.